Messenger RNA from Brettanomyces bruxellensis, 1644 nucleotides. RefSeq lists its product as uncharacterized. The transcript has a single exon. The record is from RefSeq and is a predicted model, not a curated record. The coding region runs from base 1 to 1644 and encodes 547 amino acids. Gene Ontology annotation, molecular function: metal ion binding. NCBI's taxonomy places the organism in Eukaryota, Fungi, Ascomycota, Pichiomycetes, Pichiales, Pichiaceae.
AUGGCUGAUACUGCUUUUGACAGCCGAAAUGGUGGUGUGUCAUAUCAGCAACUGAAUACAACCGAUUCAGAAAAUGCAUCAUCCAGUUUGCAACCAUCAAACUUCUCGUUUAGCAAAAAGCCUAUGGUGAACACAACAAGGUCUGGGCGUUGCUCCCAGAUUUCUAUAAUACAUGAUUUCCCUCCUCAACGUUGUGAUCGUGUUGAUCAUGAUUGUGAUCACAGAAAAUUUUACUGUAAAUACAGAGGAAUUCUCAAGAAUAAAGACCAGCUUUCAGAUGACUUAAUAAACGAUCUGUCGUUCGAUUAUGACUAUGACGAAAAAAUUCGUGCUCCACGAAUGUCAAAUCUAAAUACUUUUCAUUCUUCUGGUACUAGCAAGAGCGGGACACCUAAUCUGUUGAGUACAAGUGAGCAACAGAGAUUGUUACAUCCCCAAAAAAGGUCUAUGUCUCCGGCAGCCAAUAGUUCUUACAAGCCUGCAGAAUUUGAGCUUCCGGAACGGGCUAAGAGUUCUCAAGAUGUGUUGAAAGAGCAGAAACAGCAACAAAAUAUUCAUCAAGAGGCCGCAACACCCGGGUUUCUGCUUCAUGCUUAUACCUUUCGCAAAAAGUCUAUCGCAUCUUCCGGUUCAUCAGGAGUUUCUCCCGGAAAAACUACCACUAUUGAGUUAGAUGAUACAUCCGAUAAUGAAACAAGCGAUAACCAGAAAUAUAGUCAUGUUGCAAAACAGACCGAGCAGGCUAGACCUUUAUAUCUCUCUGGCUUUAAAAGCACGUCCUCCCAGAAACGAUUACGUCAGAUAGAUGAGCCAAGUACUUUGCCAGGUUAUAUCCCUCCUGUUUUAAGGGCCAUCGAUAAAGAUUCGCUUAUAAUACCCAAAUCCACGACAGAGGAGGAUAAUAACACCCCUCCUAACAGAAAUCAGAAUAUGAGACGGGGGCCAUUCUCGGAAGCUGGUCUUCUGAGCAACAAAUGUAGCACAGCCAACCUCAGAUUAAAAGCAUCGUCCAGGAUUAUGUCAAUUGAAGACAAGCUUCUUUCUCGUGAAUUACUACACAGCUCCUCUUCAUUGUUCAGAUUGGGUUAUAGUUCAAAACUCGAGCCAACCCAUUCUUGUUGGAAGCCAAAUAAUUCGAGUAAUUACUGUGAAGCAUGUGAAAAGCCAUUUACUAUGGUGAGAAGAAGGCAUCACUGCAGACACUGUGGAUAUUUGUUCUGCGCCGAUUGCUUACAACAAAAAGCGAAUCUUAAUUUAUUAGCGAAGUUUGAGAAUCCCUACCCAGUAGAGGACAGAAAGGAACUUUGUGCAAUAACAUCUGAUCCUGGACUCAAGAGAUCUUCCGACACGGAUGAUAGUACCGCUUGCUCUUCAAAUGGAUCUUUGAGUGAACAGCUCUUUAAAGUUAUUUCACAUGAUUCUACUGCAUCCUCCAGAUCUACCUCAGUGGACUAUUCGAAGUUUAGUAAAGUCUGUUUUAAGUGUUAUGAGGCAUGGAUUGAAUUUUUAGGUGAAGGGUCGGAGUUUGAGUCUGAUCACAAGGAUUUAGACGUUUUGGAAAAUACCAACAAAUCAGAAGGCAAGAGAAGAAAAAGUUCUGUUGCAAAAGGUGUUCCCAGCGAUUGGACAUGGAGCUCCUUUUAA